AGUGUGGUGCAGAGGUAGAAAAAGUUGUUAACCAUUUAUUUCAAUUUUCCAAAUCCCCUUUUCUCCAAACUUAAGUGCUAUCUGCUUCUGGUUCAGGUUCAGGUUCACUCUCACACUCACUCUCACAUUUCACCCUAUAUAUAUAACCCCCCCAUGGAGGAUCCUCCCCAAACCUAAAACCCCCAACCCCAAUUCAUUCUUCUCAACCAUGGCUGAUGAUGCCAGUAGCAAUUGCAACAGCAAUUCCCUCAUCCACCACCCCACAAACUUCAAGGGUGGAUGGCAUGCUGCCAUCUUCAUCAUAUUUGUGGAAUUCGCCGAGAGAUUUGCAUACCAAGGGUUGGCUAGUAACCUCAUCCAAUACCUCACAAAUGUUCUGAAUGAACCCAUCACAGAAGCAGCCAAGGAUGUGAACACAUGGGUGGGAGCCUCCUCUCUCUUCCCUUUGCUUGGUGGCUUCAUCGCUGAUUCUUAUCUGGGUCGCUUCAACACAAUACUCGUCUCAUCGCUCAUUUACCUCGUGGGCAUGAUUUUCUUGACACUUUCAGUGUCGGUACUCAAACACAAGCUGCUCUUUUUCGUGGCACUUUAUGUCCUCGCCAUAGGCGACGGAGGUCACAAACCCUGUGUUCAGACCUUCGCCGCCGAUCAAUUCGACGAGGACACGCCCGAGGAGAAGGAUGCCAAGAGUUCAUUCUUCAACUGGUGGUACUUGGGGAUUGUGGCUGGCUCAACUGCUUCUGUUUUCGUUGUGAUAUACCUUCAGGACAAUGUUGGGUGGGGGGUGGGGUUGGGGGUGCUGGCAGGUGUGUUGGCUUUGGCAUUGGCACUCUUCUUGUUGGGAAUCAAAAGGUACAGAAAGGAAGGCCCAACAGGGAGCCCAUUCACGAGGCUGGCCCAAGUUUUUGUUGCCGCGGCUCGCAAGUGGCGCGUGCAGUUCACGCAUGGCCAUGACAAUUAUUGCUACGAGGAGGAGGAGGAGGAUCAUGAGCCCCAUCAUCUCCAUGUUCAACCCAAAUUUCACACUUUGCUCCAUACUCAUCAAUAUAGACUUUUGGACAAGGCAGCGAUCAUUGAUGAAAUUGAUGCCAAAAGCAAGACAAGAGACCCUUGGAGGCUAUGUUCAGUGACACAAGUUGAGGAAGUGAAGCUUGUCCUUCGCUUGAUUCCAAUAUGGCUAAGUUGCUUAAUGUUCACUGUUGUACAAGCUCAAGUACACACAUACUACAUCAAGCAAGGUGCCACCAUGUUGCGUUCCCUAGGGCCACAUUUUCAAGUCCCUCCAGCAUCACUUCAAGGCCUAGUUGGAGUCACAAUCCUUUUAGCAGUGCCAUUCUACGACCGAGUCUUCGUGCCACUGAUGAGAAAAUUCACAGGAAAGCCAACCGGGAUCACAGUGCUGCAGAGAAUCGGGGUUGGACUUUUCUUAUCCAUAGUCAACAUGGUUGUGGCAGCACUCACGGAGGCCAAAAGGGUUAGUGUUGCAAGGGAGCAUGGCCUAAUAGAUGACCCCAAAGCAGUGUUACCAAUCAGCAUAUGGUGGAUGCUUCCUCAGUACAUGGUCACAGGGAUGUCUGAUGCAUUCACAAUUGUGGGGCUUCAGGAGCUGUUCUAUGACCAAAUGCCUGAGGCACUCAGGAGCUUGGGGGCUGCAGCAUACAUAAGCAUUGUGGGGGUUGGAAGCUUUGUUGGCAACAUAGUCAUAGUUGUGGUGCAGGCCAUAACAUCUAGGGCUGGGGACAAGUGGCUAGGGGACAACAUCAAUAGGGCACACCUUGAUUACUUUUACUGGGUACUGGCUGUUCUUAGUGCUGUUAACUUGUGUGUUUAUGUGUGGCUUGCUAAGGUUUAUGUGUACAAGAAAGUUGAUGAGGGUCAUCAAACAAGUCACCAAAACGGUUCUGGCCGCAACAAGUACAGAUCUGGAGUGUAGGGAAAAAAAAUAAAAAUAAAUGUUUGGCUUUGGUUUUGAUGUAGCUAAUGCCAACCAUUACAAAUCCAAGAUGAGAGUAAUUGAAGUCUAGAUGAACAAUGUAAUUCCAAUAACAAGUAAUAUUAGUUGCAUAUCUUGGGUUUCAAUAUGAGAGGGUUCAGUGAAUGAUCAUACUCUAUAUGUAAAGAGAGAGAGGGGGUAAUUUAGUUAAAUCCAGUUAUAUUUAUUUAAAAUUAUAAGUAUUUAAAGAC
This is a messenger RNA of Cajanus cajan (pigeon pea), 2184 nucleotides long. Lineage: Eukaryota; Viridiplantae; Streptophyta; Magnoliopsida; Fabales; Fabaceae. The record is from RefSeq and is a predicted model, not a curated record.